This is a messenger RNA of Medicago truncatula (barrel medic), 1732 nucleotides long. RefSeq names its product WD repeat-containing protein 76. The record is from RefSeq and is a predicted model, not a curated record. Bases 90 to 1481 code for a protein of 463 amino acids. Gene Ontology annotation, cellular component: nucleus. Gene Ontology annotation, molecular function: DNA binding; protein binding. Gene Ontology annotation, biological process: regulation of DNA damage checkpoint. NCBI's taxonomy places the organism in Eukaryota, Viridiplantae, Streptophyta, Magnoliopsida, Fabales, Fabaceae. The transcript is spliced from 5 exons.
AAACGCCUUUCUCUCUCUCACUAUUCCAAUCCAAUUCGGAAAACCCAAAUCCCUAAUUUCCUCUUUUUUCUUCUCUUCUCUUCUCUUUAAUGGCGCCUCAGAAACUCACUGAGUACGAACGCAAACGACUCGAAAACAUUCGCCGCAACAAUGAAAUGAUGGCCGCUCUUAAAGUUCACACUAAAGCCACCGAACUCUCCAUUCUUCCCAAGGCCGUUACCAAAUCGUAUAGCGUGAAAUCUGAGAAAAAACCCAAAACCGAAACCCCAAUUGUUAUCAGACGCUCACUUCGAACCAGAGGUAUUCCACCAGAUUCCAAAGGCUCUGAUUCUAGCACUCUCACUCGCAAUUCCCCUCAAAAAAUUAACGAUUUUGUUCAAAAUUUGGGUCCUAUUCCCAUGAAAGAUGCUUAUAAAGGCGAUGAUGAUUCGGACCGUUCUUUCAUUGAAUCACUCGUUGGUAUGUCCAACAAGGAAUUUUCAGAAGAAGAACUUAAUGGGUCUGCAAAAAAGAAGAAGAAAAUUGAGUGUUCACUUGAGUUGGAAUCUUUGAAUUUGGAUCCAGAAAAUAUUGCACGUGUUGUUCCCGGAAGGAUAACCCAAAUGCGGUUUUGCCCUUCCAAUGAUGUUAAGAUGGUGGCAGCGGGUAACAAAUUCGGUGAUAUUGGGUUCUGGAAUGUUGGAGAAAGUGAGAUUUUUUUGUAUCAUCCACAUCAGGCUCCUAUUUCUGGGAUCUUGUUUCAACCGCAUUGCUUAUCAAAGAUAUACACAAGUUGUUACGAUGGACUUAUUCGAUUGAUGGAUGCUGAGAAGGAAAUAUUUGAUAUGGUAUACAACGGUGAAAACAGUAUAUAUGCCCUCUCACAGCCAAAGAAUGAGGUGAACUGUUUAUAUUUUGCCGAGGGUUCUGGGGGUCUGUCUGUUUGGGAUAACAGGAUAGGAAAAUGUUCGUCCCAAUGGGAUUUGCAUGAAAGUAGGAUUAAUACAAUAGAUUUCAGCCCGCAAACCACUCAUAUUGUAGCUACCAGUUCCUCUGAUGGAACUGCAUGUACCUGGGAUUUGAGAUCUAUUGGGGGUCCUAAGCACACAUCCUUGAGGACAUUUACUCACAAAAGGUCUGUGCAAUCGGCCUAUUUUUCGCCUUCUGGAUGCAGCCUUGCCACUACAAGCCUGGACAAUACUAUUGGUAUAUACGGUGGUGUUAACUUAGAGGAUAAAAUUUCCGUUUAUCAUGACAAUCAGACCGGAAGAUGGAUUUCAACUUUCAGAGCAAUAUGGGGUUGGGACAAUUCAUACAUCUUCAUCGGGAAUAUGAAAAGAGGAGUUGACGUUGUCUCCACAGUUCAAAGGGCAACAAUAAAGACACUACAGAGCCCACACAUAUCUGCAAUUCCAUGCAGAUUUGAUGCAAACUCUUGUGAGGUUGGGAUGCUAGCAGGAGCUACAAGUGGAGGCCAGGUCUAUAUCUGGACAUCAAGCUAAGAAUUUUAUUCUAUAUGCACUUCUGUUGGAUGCAAAAAUGUGUACCAUUUUAGUUGCUUAUUUUCAGUCCAUCUUGUGUAAAGUAUCAUCUUUGUGCCAGCUAUGAUUCUGUAUCUGGAAUUGCAUAAUGAACUUAUAGUCAAAAGCAUCAAUGACUGAUCAGACCUGCCUGUCAUAAUGCAUUUCCCAUCAGUUUUGUUGGUAACCUCGUCACAUUGCCUAUUUCUGCAUUUCACAUCCUCAUAGGAUAA